CCACUUCACCAGGUCGAUCCCUUGGGGGUCUUAAAACGUGUGGUAGUAAGUAGAGUAGUCGGGCUUGGAUAGGGGGCCUAGGCCCAGCUUUUGCAAAACAAUUAUUGAUGGGUCCCACUCCAUGUGAUUAUUGUGUUAUUUGCUCCGUGAUGGAAUUUUGGGCUGUUCAUUUCUCUAGUAGCUCACUUCGAUUUUUACUUUUCCAUUCAAGGUAACAACGAUGUAGGAGCACGUACAGACAUAUAUAUUCACCAAAAAAGAAAAGAAAAGGAGGGCAACUUGGCACGGCUAAUUAUUGGUCUAGAGUCAUGAUGAUGUAAAAAUCAAAUCUUGAGGCGUUUCCAGAUCUCCUUACUAAAUAUAUAUACAGCCAAUUGUAGAUUUGAAGUACAGCAUGAUUGCAUCAAUAUAAUGAAAGUUGUAUGGUAUGAUGAUUAUAAUACAUUAUCAUAUGGAUCAGCAAGACACCGACUGGAGCUAUUAUUUCAAAUCUCAAGGGUUGCGUGCUGCCUCAAAACCAAAACUUGGAAUUACUUGUGUCCAUAUACAGAAACCUAACCUGCAUCUCAUUGAACGACAUGUUUGUCCCGGGAACCGUUUUCCUUGCAGUGGCAGCUCCGCUCUUCCUGGUUCUUCUACUCCGCCUUUUCCAUGGCCGAAAAAGCAAAACCAAUUCAAGCCGGUUACCACCGGGUCCUCCAUGUUGGCCGGUGAUUGGGAACCUCUCCGAUUUAGGCAAGAAUCCACGCAAAGUAUUCAAGAGGCCACACCAAAUGCUCGUUGAACUUCAACAAAAAUAUGGACCUGUAUUCAUGCUACGUCUGGGUGCAGUGAAUACACUGGUUAUAGGUUCAGCAGACGUUGCUAUGGAGUUUUUCAAAAACCAUGAUCAAUCUUUUAUAAACCGUGUUUUGCCAAAGAUUUUCAACGUAGUCGUAGAUGAACAUGGUAAUAACAUGACUCCCUUCAAUCAGCAUGGAUACACUGGCGGAUGAUGAGACGACUAUAUGCGACCAAGCUCUUCUCCGGUACGAUGCUACAAAAUACUACUGGUAAACGAAGACGAUUUGUUGAACGUAUAACAGAAUGGAUAUCAAUAGAAGAAAAGGUGGGUAGAAGUGUUGAAUUAAACCUAUUGAUUUUCAUCUCUCAGGUUAAUCUAAUAGGUGAUCUAUUGUUUUCAAGGGAUCUUAUGGAUCUUAAAUCUGGUACUAAGGAUGAAUUCUUUGUAUUGGUUAACGAGAUAGCAACAAUAAUUAAAACGCCAAAUCUAGCCGAUUUAUUUCCAUGGCUAGGGAAUUCAGAUCCACAAAAUUUGACCAAGAGAAUGAAGAAGGCAUGGGAUGCAGCCUUAAACAUCGUUGAUGGUAUUGCAACGGAACGGAGGCGCAUGGGUUUGGUACGCAAGAACGACGAGCAAAAGGAUUUUUUAGAUGUGCUGAUGGAUUUUGAAGGCGAUGGCAAAGAUGAAGCAUGGAAAUUCUCAGACAGACAGAUAAAUUUGUUCGUGCUGGAAUUGGUAGCGGGUUCAACAGAUACAAUAGCUAGUGUUAUUGAAUGGGCAAUGACAGAACUUCUUCGCAAUCCGGAGGCAAUGAAUAAGGUUAACGCUGAAAUUUCCCAAGUUGUUGGUUAUGACAGAAAGAUCGAGGAAAAAGAUAUCGAAAGUUUACCUUAUCUAUGGGCAGUACUCAAAGAAGCAUUGAGAUUACAUCCAGUUGCUCCUUUCCUAAUACCACGAAUUAAUGUUGAAGAAACAGACUUCAUGGGGUAUCUGAUACCUAAGGACACUGUAGUGUUGGUGAAUGCUUGGGGCAUUGGAAGGGAAUCAGCUUCAUGGGAUGAUCCAUUAUCUUUUAAUCCAGAUCGUUUCUUGGGGACCAAUAUUAAUUACCAUGGACAACAUUUUGGUUUCUUGCCGUUCGGAAGUGGAAGACGUAUCUGUCCUGGAAUCCCACUGACUCAACAAGUUCUUCCUAUUGCGCUUGGAUCAUUGCUCCAAUCAUUUGAUUGGGCACUUGAAAGUGGAGUCACUCCUGAAUCCAUAGACAUGGGUGAAUCAUACACGGUGGUACUGCACAAGACAAUUCCAUUAAAAGUAAUACCAACUACCAAGAGUAUCGGAGCUCUCUUGAAGACAGGGUAACCUAGUUUGACUUCAAAUCCUAAAAUGCUAUAUUUGAAAUGGUUAGUUGGGUACUUCUAACGAGUAAAAUUGUUGUAUUUUUUUCAUUUUGAAGUGCACCAUGAAUAUUCAACUUUACUUUUGUAUUCCUUACUGUGCUCGAUCAAGUUUAUAAUAUUUACUUGAAUUUUCUUAUUAAAA
This is a messenger RNA of Papaver somniferum (opium poppy), 2326 nucleotides long. Its product is annotated as cytochrome P450 76A2-like. Gene Ontology annotation, molecular function: monooxygenase activity; heme binding; iron ion binding. Bases 992 to 2146 code for a protein of 384 amino acids. The record is from RefSeq and is a predicted model, not a curated record. The transcript has 2 exons. Lineage: Eukaryota; Viridiplantae; Streptophyta; Magnoliopsida; Ranunculales; Papaveraceae.